AUGACCACCUUAGUUUUUAUUUUUAUGGUUUUUAUUCUUCACUUUUAUGAUCCUAUCACAUAUUUUAUUGUUGGCUGCUUCUACUUUAACAUAAUAGGAAUGUUUUCAGUAAAGAUUUUUAGCUCGUGUGGGGUUACCGGACAGGAAAUCAUUCAAAAAGCUCUUUUCACAAGCCUUUUUUCUUCGUCAGCUAGAAAUAUGGCUUCAAGGAAGGUCUGGUUAACUAAAAGUGUGAAGCGUUUAUCUUUGAUUGAAAAGCAUAUUCCGUCCCGAUUCACAGCUCCUGUUAUCUCAGCUGUACGCUCAAUCCUAAUAUAUUUAGAAGGCAACCUUUUCAUUUGUUUCGAACUAGUUUACCAGUAG
Phycomyces blakesleeanus NRRL 1555(-) is the source of this 363-nucleotide messenger RNA. RefSeq lists its product as hypothetical. Bases 1 to 363 code for a protein of 120 amino acids. The record is from RefSeq and is a predicted model, not a curated record. Lineage: Eukaryota; Fungi; Mucoromycota; Mucoromycetes; Mucorales; Phycomycetaceae. The transcript is spliced from 2 exons.